Perkinsus marinus ATCC 50983 is the source of this 1056-nucleotide messenger RNA. RefSeq names its product Phosphatidylinositol transfer protein alpha isoform, putative. The transcript has 6 exons. Gene Ontology annotation, biological process: phospholipid transport. NCBI's taxonomy places the organism in Eukaryota, Perkinsozoa, Perkinsida, Perkinsidae. The record is from RefSeq and is a predicted model, not a curated record. The coding region runs from base 1 to 1056 and encodes 351 amino acids.
AUGGAGGUAGAGCAGUACCAUGUGGCUCAGCUGUAUAUGGUGGCAAAGUCUAGUCUGGAGGAUACUACUGGAGGGGCCGGUGUGGAAGUGGUCACUAAUGAGCCAUAUGAUGAUGGAGAGACCCAGGGUCAAUUCACCCACAAGCGUAUUUCUAUAGCACCGUAUUUGCCCUCUUGGGUCACCUCGUUGGUCAAUCCCGAUUGGCUGGUAUUCGAUGAGAAGAGUUGGAACGCCUUCCCGCGAUGCCGCACUGUCUACUCCUGUCCUAUGCUCAGCGAGUUCUCCAUGGAAAUUGACAGUAUGCAUAUCGAAGGCAACUGUACUGAUGAUAACGCGCUGAAAAUGGACGACACCGACCUAGCUAAACGGAAAAUCGACUUUAUUGAUGUCGUCAACGAUCAUAUAUCUAGUAAGGACUACAACCCUGAGGAGGAUCCCUCCAAGUGGCAUAGCGAAAAGCUCGGCAUAGGACCAUUGGGGCCGGACUGGAUGCAGACUAUCCGGCCCAUCAUGACGUGCUAUAAGGUGGGGUUUAUGAUGCAGAAUAGGGUAGAAAGCUUCAUUGUGAAGGCUACUAAGACUACCCUCUUUAAGUAUCAUCGAAAGUGUGUGUGUUGGGCUGAUGAAUGGGCAGGGUUGACCAUGGACGACAUUAGAUUGAUGGAGGAUAAGGUCCAGAGGAGGCUAAGGAAAUUCUGGCGGGACAAGAGAAUCGAGGAAGGGGUGGAGGUCCCAGACGAUUCCGACAUAAGUGAAGUGGAGGAGGGUGAGGAUACCCCAGAGGUGGAUGGGGAUGCCUCGCAGAAUAGCCCUGGAGGGAGGUCGCGUACUGCCAGCCGAAUGUCAAAUAAGGAUACCACUGGUCUGCUCAUGGUCUCCGCAUCACCGGUAGAUCCAGCGCGGACGAGUGUGAGUGCUAGUGUUAAUAAUAUCGACAUAUCGAUCAACGGGGCGAGCGCUAAAUCGAUUAGGAAGGCCGGACGGGAUGUGUUAAGGGCUGGAUCGUUGUUUAAGCUGGGAGAUGGUAUCAUCAAUACAAGUUGGAACGAGAGGUAA